Messenger RNA from Peniophora sp. CBMAI 1063, 1851 nucleotides. Lineage: Eukaryota; Fungi; Basidiomycota; Agaricomycetes; Russulales; Peniophoraceae. The record is from the annotation of a GenBank genome assembly.
AUGAACGUAAGGCUCGAUAACCUGGGCUCCUUGCUGGAACUUCGUUUCGAGAGCUUCGGAAAACUCGAAGAUAUCGAGCGUGCCAUUGCGCAGAGGACGUCAGAGCGUUUCAACGACGCUCUAUCUUGCUAUCUUACCGUGGCUUCGGAAGCGCCGAUCUCCCCGAAUAGCCGUCUUGCAGCAGCUACGUCUGCUGUCGAACUGCUGAACGACAACCCCGACUUCAGCACAUUAGAGACCCUCCUACUCGUCCAUUCUUACGUCAUCGAUGUUCUCUCCGAUGUUGUCUGGCUUGGGCAUACCAUCGAACGUCGUCUGGAAGAGUCUCAAAAGUUCGGCCGGCUUGUCAGCUCUGCUGUAUGCGCCGCGAUAGGUGCCGAUGCUCUAUCCAAAGCCGUGGAGUGGCUCGACGAGGGAAGGGCUCUCAUAUGGACGCAGUCACUAUCACUGUGUACCCCAUUGCGAGAUCUCGAGCAAACUUAUCCCAGCCUCGCACGCUCCCUCAACGAUGUGCAUGUGCAACUUAAGAACUCUGUCAACUUGUCGCAUCACAGCGAGGCUUCCACGCGGGUAGAGGACUACACGGCCGUUCCUGGCGCUGGCGCGGACCUUUCACCCUCGGAUCGGCAUCGAGGGCUUGCCAUCGAAUACGGGAAGCUCGUCGCAGAGGUUCGCUCUCUACCCGGCUUCGAGAGCUUCAUGCGCCCCAAGAAGCUCUCCGCGCUCUUGCCCUCGUCCGCUACUUCCUUCACCGGCCCCGUUGUCUUCAUCAACGUAGAUCGCGCUCGUUGUGAUGCCUUGAUCCUCCUUCCCGAAGGAACGAUCACUACGCUCACUCUACCUGAGCUUUCUCUAAAUAAAGCAGAGGCGCUACGCUCUCAAUGGUCAUUGUACCUCAAGCAACAGCACGUUCGAGAACGCAGCUCGUUGGUGCAUAAUCAACACCUUCCAAGUGGCACCUCUGCUACUCGCAUCCUCGACCGUCUUUGGCGAUGGGUUGUGAGACCAGUACUGGAAGCAUUGGACAUGAGCGCCGUUAGCACGAAUCAUAACCGCCUUCCCCACGUUACUUGGUGCCCGACCGGACCGCUCACGCAACUGCCUCUGCAUGCAGCGGGCAUCUACGAUGAAGACACCGGGCCGCGCGUGUACAACUUUGUGGUGUCAUCGUAUACGCCAUCGCUUUCUGCGCUGACGCGCAGCCUCGAUGGCCUUGCGACACAAAGGACAACCCCGCGCAUCCUCGUCGUGACGCAGCCGGAUGCACCCGGCUUGCCGCCAUCACCGGGUACGACAGUCGAGGGACUGCGGUUGCGCGACGUCUUCCAGGCCUCAGGGGCACCAUCCACAGCUCUUAACGGAGAGCAUGCGACGACUGGUGCAGUCGAACAUGUACUCAAGGAGUACUCAUGGCUGCAUCUCGCAUGCCAUGGCUGCCAGAACAUCGAUGACCCAUUGAAGAGCACGUUCGCGCUAUACGACGGCUCGCUGUCGUUGGCUGAUCUCAUGGCGACUACGGCGGACAAUGCGGAGCUCGCGUUCCUCUCCGCAUGCCAGACCGCCGUCGGUGACGAAAAGAUCCCCGAGGAGUCGAUGCACCUCGCAGCGGGUAUGCUCGCCGUGGGGUACAAAGGCGUUGUCGCGACAAUGUGGUCAAUACGCGACGACGACGCGCCGUUGGUCGUCGAGACGUACUACAGGAAGUUGCUUGGGCUUCGUGCACUGGGGAUGCUCGAGAAGGGGGAGACAGGCGCGGCGUAUGCGCUGCAUGAGGCGACGAAGCGACUGAGGGAAGAAGUCGGGGAGUUGGAGGUCGUUCGAUGGGCACCGUUCGUACAUUUCGGUAUAUAG